CGGUCCUGUCUCCAUUCAACGGACUUCUUUCUUCAAGUUGUUCAUCGGGCAUCAACUCGUCAUCAUGCUGAGGUUCUUCGUACUCGCCUGCGCUUUGGGCGCCAUCCAGGCUAUGAUCAUACCGCAAGCGACCACUGGGUGUGGAAACCCAUAUUAUCCUCCAGAGGAUAUAUCAUCGCUUAUAGUAGGGGGUACAGUGGCUGCUGCACACAGCUGGCCUUGGCAGACACUGGUCCUCAAUAGAAAUGGGGCUCAUAUGUGUGGCGCUACCGUUAUUGAUGAUCAAUGGAUCGUCUGUGCGGGACAUUGCUUUGGUAAAAGGCCUAAGCCGGCGGACUACUCGUUUGUAUUAGGAGCACACAACAAAUUAACGGACAGAGACUACACAGUCACAGCAGAGACCAUCAUCGUUCAUAAAGACUACUCAUCAUUUACACUCGAAAACGAUAUAGCACUCGUCAAGCUCGGCCAACCCAUCACCUUCAGUAAUGAAAUCAGCCCAGCUUGCCUUGUUAGCAAUAGACCCCAGGAUGGCAAUAUGGCCUAUGUCACUGGCUGGGGAACCACUAGUUCAGGCGGAAGCACUACCACGCUCCUUAAUCAGGUAGGAGUGCCGAUCGUCUCGAAUGCAGUUUGCAGGGCUUCUUAUGGGAGCGAGUUUUACCCGGAUGAGAUGGUGUGCGCUGGAUACCCAGAAGGAGGAAAGGAUUCGUGCCAGGGUGAUAGCGGCGGACCAAUGGUGGUGCAAAAUAAAGACACUGGUUUAUGGGAACUGGCUGGAGUCGUGAGCUGGGGAUAUGGAUGUGCCCAAGCGGGUAACUACGGUGUCUAUACCAACGUCGUCAACUAUUUGGAUUGGAUUGCCAACACCAUGGCCACUAAUUAAGGCGCUAAUGAAUAAUAUUAGAGUUCAUCCUGGUUAAUCGAGGUUGAUUGAAGUGUAGAGUAAAUAUAUAAAUUCUUGGUAGAUCAUGAGAAUUGCAUGAUUAUGUAACCCUAAA
Lytechinus variegatus (green sea urchin) is the source of this 1001-nucleotide messenger RNA. Its product is annotated as trypsin-like. NCBI's taxonomy places the organism in Eukaryota, Metazoa, Echinodermata, Echinoidea, Temnopleuroida, Toxopneustidae. The transcript is spliced from 5 exons. Gene Ontology annotation, biological process: proteolysis. Bases 65 to 886 code for a protein of 273 amino acids. Gene Ontology annotation, molecular function: serine-type endopeptidase activity. The record is from RefSeq and is a predicted model, not a curated record.